Acanthochromis polyacanthus (spiny chromis) is the source of this 3977-nucleotide messenger RNA. RefSeq names its product gastric inhibitory polypeptide receptor (gene gipr). The record is from RefSeq and is a predicted model, not a curated record. Bases 363 to 1697 code for a protein of 444 amino acids. Gene Ontology annotation, biological process: adenylate cyclase-modulating G protein-coupled receptor signaling pathway; cell surface receptor signaling pathway. The transcript has 15 exons. NCBI's taxonomy places the organism in Eukaryota, Metazoa, Chordata, Actinopteri, Pomacentridae. Gene Ontology annotation, cellular component: plasma membrane. Gene Ontology annotation, molecular function: G protein-coupled peptide receptor activity; gastric inhibitory peptide receptor activity; peptide hormone binding.
GAAGACAGAAGUUGUGACUGCCUUCUGUGGAUGUCUGAUGCAACAGCGUUCCUGCAAAUCAUCUUCUGUGUACUUAAAUGAUCAAAUCAUGUGAUUGCCACUGCAGGGCAACAGUGCUGACAAGGGCACUCAUUGCUUCAUUUUUAUUUUACGCAGUGGAAAUUUGGCUGCAGGCUUUGACUGACACAAGAUUGUCUCAGAGGUAAUAUGGUGCACCGUGAAAGGAGACCCUUAAACAAUGUGGAACUUGUCCCACCUUCUCCUAUACUUGCUGACUUCACAAUGAGUAUCCAGUGACCCUGACGUGUCCUCUGGAGUUCUGUGAUGCUCUCUCAGCACCCCCCAUAGUACACCUCUAAGUGAUGAAGGCCUCUCAUGCACUCCUCAUCCUCUCCCUCCUCUACAGGAUUAUGAGUGUGUCAGGAAAGACUAUAGAAGAAAUGGUGGAGGACUGGAACCGCUACAGAAAUGAAUGUCUGCUCCAGAUGAGUGCAGAACCCAGACCCAAAGGAGUGUUUUGCAGUCGUAUGUUUGACGAAUAUGCUUGCUGGACAGACGGAAAACCCAACUCUACAGUCAAGGUGCCCUGUCCCUGGUACCUGCCUUGGUACGACCGAGUGCAUAGUGGCUUUGUGUUGCGGGAGUGUGGCCCUGAUGGUCAGUGGGCCACCAGCAACUCCAGCCCAACCUGGAGGGACCAUUCACAAUGUGACACUGAAAACAACCAGCAGGAGGUUCAGGAGAAGCAGAUGCUGAUUUUAGUCUACUUCAGAGUCAUGUACACAGUGGGCUACUGUGCUAGUCUGGUCAGCCUCUCUCUGGCUCUGAUUAUUCUGCUAUUCUUUAGUAAGCUGCACUGCACCAGAAACUACAUCCACACCAACUUGUUUGCAUCGUUUAUCCUGCGAGCUGCUUCUAUCCUGACCAGAGACGCUCUGCUGAGCAGAAACCCUCCUGAAUUCAGCGACAACGGGGACAUCUACGAAGUCUUUACUAACCAGGAAGUGUUCGGCUGCCGUGUGGCUCAGGUGCUGAUGCAGUACUGCGUGGGAACCAACUACUUCUGGCUGCUGGUGGAAGGCCUAUAUUUACACAACCUGCUGGUGCUGGUGUACUCUGAAAACCGCUACUUCUGUGGAUACCUACUCAUAGGCUGGGGCACUCCAGUGUUAUUCGUCGUUCCUUGGAUCAUUGUGCGCUACCUGUUUGACAACACAAAGUGCUGGGAGAUAAAUGAAAAUCUGGCAAACUGGUGGAUCAUUCACAUCCCCAUCCAGCUUGCCAUUAUGGUGAACUUCUUUUUCUUCAUCCGCAUCAUCCACAUUCUUGUAUCCAAACUGAAAGCCCAUCAGAUGAGACUCACAGACUACAAAUUCAGACUGGCCAAAUCCACCCUGACCCUGAUUCCUCUGCUAGGGAUCCAUGAAGUGGUGUUUGCAGUGUUGACAGAAGAGCACACAGGGGGAGUCCUUCACAAUAUCAACCUCUUUUUCCAGCUCUUCUUCAACUCUUUCCAGGGUUUAUUUGUAGCCAUCCUCUAUUGUUUUGUUAACAAGGAGGUGCAAGCAGAAAUAAGGAAGGCAUGGCAGAGGUGGAAGCUGGGGAUGACUAACCUGGAUGACCUGAGAAAAAAUGUCAGCAACACGCCACAGGUUGGUGCCACCAUGUCUUCAAACAGUCAGUCUCUUCAGCUGUGAACUGUCCACUGCCGAAAGGUCAACACCUCUGCACUUCCUCACCCUCAGCUUCCCAUUCCUCACCUCCCCAAUCACCAACAAGGCCUGCUGGGAAACAGACACCCAGGGACCCACAGCUACAUCUAUCCUCAUUGACAGAAUGGAGGAGAGAAUGAACAUUGUAAAAUCUACUGCAAAAAAAUUUGCAUGGCCUAAAAAGAAAGACUUAAAGACACUCUUGGGCUAGUAGACCCAUUUCCUGUCGGUAAAUAAAGAGGGCUGCGCGCGCACCCUGGCAACGGAAGCAUGGCGGCUAGCAGUGGCUUAUCAAGCCAUGCGGUGCAUUAUCAGUAAAAGAUCGCGAAAAACACUUUAAAAAGAUCACUUUAACAAAUGGCAAGAGGCUCCCAGAUCCCUGUACACUUACCGAACGGGACUAUGACGUUAGUAAGUGGCCCAAUAUUCAGUUGCCUGAUAUUUAUUUGUAUUUAGUUGAAAAACCUAGAGUGUACACUAGAGAGAAGCUGCGAGCAUACAAAUCUAUGGAGGCCUAUGAUUACGCAAUUUGUGGACAGGUACAGGUGAGAUACAAGGACACUGACUAAGAGUUUUGUGUUUUGAUGUCUGAAAUCCUACCCAGCCAAAGGCAAGGGCAGAAGACUAUGAUGUAUGAGGCAUGGGUGAUCAUCAACAAAGUGGAGAACUACAUACACACAGCAAACUGCACCUGUAUGGCGGCGACUCCAGCCACUUUAUUGUUUAUGUCCCCCCUGUCUCUAAUUGUGUGGGAACCGACAGCUCGUCAGCAUAUUUUGCACUGAUUUCACUUUAUUUGCCACAACAGAGCACACGCGUGCAUUGUUGAUGGUAUCCUCCGUCCAAUCCGCUGGCUUGAUAGCCUGGAGCCACAGCCGCCUUCGGUUGCUCUGAAACGGCUGAGAGCCCAUUGGCAUGCGGUAGAACUUAUGUCCCUCUUGAGUAUUUCGGUUCGUACAACCAAAAACACAACAGCCUGACAUUAUGAUGCCGACAGUUCAGCGUGAGCUUUUAGUUUUGCUACUCUGUGUGGUGCGAACAAUGCCAGGUAAAUGAUAUGAAGCGGUACUUCCGUUGCCUUGAUGCGCACGCAGCUUGUUGAUGACGUAGGCUCUGAUGGGGUCUAUUGACUAAGGCAAAGCAGACGUAAGAUUAUUGUUUUGUUUUGUUUUUUUAAAAAUGGAUGUAUGGAUUCAAAAUUUUUUGCAGUGCCAGAAGUUGUUCCAUUUACUUUGUGAAAACACCAGCUCUAUUGGGAGCAAAGCAGCCCCAGAGCAUAAUACUGCCACCACCAUGCUUGAUGGACGUAUGUUGUUAUUGGGGUUAAAUACUUCACUUUCUAUCCAUCAAACAUUUUUGGUCAUUGUUGCUCAAUUUUUAUUUCAUCUGUGAUAUGAUUUGAGCAAUUUAGUAAAAAUAUACAAGGAACAACAUAAUAUAUACGAACAAAUUUAAAGAACCAGAGAAAGUAUGAAAGUAGGGUUUCAGUUUUUGAAGGAAAGUUUGCAGUUUGAAAUCCUGCAUGAGGGAUUUUCACCAUUUAAAAAGCAGUCAGCUCAGAUCACACAGAAAGUUGUACAGAAACAGACCAACAGCAGCUGCACUUAGGUAUCAAGUAUUUCAUUACCCCUUGUGUGGUCAAUUAAAGCAACAGAGUAAAUCUCAAGCUUUUCCUUGCUCAGCUGGCUUUGAUCUCUGAUGCCUUUGUCAAAGGGAAAAGAACACACGGAAACGUCAUUUGUGGAUUUUAACUCAAUUUGAAUUAAAAGGCUCAUAUCCUGUGGCACAAACAAACAGCUGACAGGAAUCGUCCUCUCUAAUUGUAUUUCCACACAGGAAACAAUAUGUUAUUUCUUGUUCUAUCUCAGAAAUAGUUGUGUUUAUAGGUGGAAAUGUACUAAUCCUGUUUAACUGAUUUUUUUUAUGUCACUAAAGUGGAUGAAGUCACAGCUGCACCCUCUUAAUGAGGAAAGACAAACCUUCAGUCAUCUGAAGUAUCUAAGAUAAUUGAUUCUAAUUCAGUUUGCUCGCUGCAGACAAUUUUUCUUAAAAUUUUUCUUGUAGUGUAGACUGAUCUUUUAAAGCAAUGUUGUUUUUUAAACCGUUGUCUUACAAAUCAGUGCAGCCAAGCAAAAAGAAUGCUUGAGGAACACUCCUGAAGGUCAAUCCGAUGAAGACAUAAUGUAGUCCAACCUGAAGUGCUUGAAGUAUGAAAUGCAUGUGCAAUACAGUACUGGUUGCUCAGUAAACAGAAUUCUAAGGAAA